Molecule: messenger RNA, 2158 nt
Organism: Glycine soja
Lineage: Eukaryota; Viridiplantae; Streptophyta; Magnoliopsida; Fabales; Fabaceae
Product: nucleolar complex protein 4 homolog
Exons: 14
Coding region: 77-1834 (585 amino acids)
Biological process (GO): ribosome biogenesis
Cellular component (GO): nucleolus; Noc4p-Nop14p complex; small-subunit processome
Source: RefSeq, a predicted model, not a curated record
CGUCUAAAACUAAAACCCUCAACACUACUAAAUUAAACCUCGUGCAGCUGCGGGGCGUGUUCUUUUGUGCCGAACCAUGGAUCCUCCAAGGAAGAAGAAGAAAGGACGAUACGGCGUCGCAGAGCUGAAAACCCUAGGGAACCAGCUUCUCUCUUCCGCCUCGCACAUCAACAACCUCCCUCUCCUCCUCACCUUCGUUUCCCCUUCUUCCCCUCCUCACCACGUCCUCGAAUCCCUCCUCUCGCUCCACUCCUUCUUCCUCCCUCUCCUCCCCAAGCUUCCUUCCUCCUCCGCCCCCUCCUCCGCCGACGACCAAUCCGAGUUCAUCUACCUCGCCUGGCUCCGUUCCAAGUUUGACGAGUUCCUCAAGUCCCUCCUCGACGUCCUCGCCUCGCCGCAGGGAGAUGAGACGCUCAAGGAACUCGUGCUGGACACGCUCAUGGAGUUUGUCAAGGUCGCCAAUGGCGGUGCCUUCCACUCUUCUCUGUACCACAAGCUUCUCCAUAGUAUUGUUUACUCUUCUAGCCCCCCUACGUUUUUGGUGGAUUUACUGGCGACGAAGUAUUUCAAGUAUAUUGAUGUUCGCUAUUUUACGUUUAUAAGUCUAAAAAAGCUCGCUAGUACUUUGGAGGGAAAAGAUGUCUCAGAUGAUAAAAUUGCAAGUGCAGAUGGCACCAGUGAAAGUCAAUUGAGCUCAAAUAUGGAAUGUGUCAUCCACAACAUGUAUUACACUAUAUCACAUGUUCCCCCACAUAAAGGCUCGGAUAAUACAUCUGAUUUGGAAAUGUGGAGCAGCUCAGAAAGUGACCAUAAGCAACUCUCUGGAGAUAAGGGUGCUGAUGAUAAGCCGCAGAAGUCCCAGAAGCCUAACAAAAAUGUAUUGUCAGCAGCCAAAAUUGCGAAGAAGAUGAAGUUAAAAUUUACUAAAGCAUGGAUUGCAUAUCUUAGAUUGCCUCUUCCACAUGAUGUUUACAAAGAGGUUCUUGUUUGUCUUCACCAAGCAGUUAUUCCUCAUCUAUCUAAUCCCAUCAUCUUAUGUGAUUUCUUAACAAGAUCAUAUGAUGUUGGUGGUGUAGUUAGUGUGAUGGCUCUUAGCAGCCUUUUUGUCCUAAUGACCCAGUAUGGAUUGGAAUACCCAAAUUUCUAUGACAAACUAUAUGCCCUCUUAGUUCCAUCUAUCUUCAUGGCAAAACAUCGAGCAAGGUUUUUCCAGCUUCUUGAUUCUUGCCUCAAGUCACCUCUUCUUCCAGCUUACCUGGCUGCUUCCUUUGCAAAGAAAUUGAGUAGGUUGUUGCUUUCAGUUCCUCCUUCAGGUGCAUUAGUUAUUACAGCUCUGAUACACAAUCUUCUGCGUAGACAUCCUUCAAUCAACUGUUUGGUGCACCGGGAAGAUGGUGUUGACGAAGGGAAAGGGGAUGAAGGAAUGGCUACUAACUCGGAUAAUGCAAAGACUGCCAUGCCCAGCCAGAAAUCAGGCAUUGACCAUUUUAACAGUAGUGAAACUGAUCCUAAGAAGUCAGGUGCUAUGAGGAGUUCUCUUUGGGAAAUUGAUACUAUUCUUCACCACUACUGUCCUCCUGCCUCACGGUUUGCUUUGUCUCUUGGGAAUGAUUUGACAGUCAGGGCCAAAACAACUGAAGUUAAUGUUGGUGAUUUUAGUGCUGGUUCAUAUGCAACAAUCCUUGGAGCAGAGAUAUCGCGGAGGGUAAAGCAGGUUCCCCUAGCAUUCUUCAAAGCAACUCCUUCCUCUUUAUUUUCAGAGACUGAUUUUGCUGGUUGGACUUUCAAAUGUGAAGAAACACCCAAAAUGAUCAAUGACAGGGAGAGUACCUAAGAUUUAUCGUAACAUGAAUGCUGUUCUGUGAAAUGACUCAACAGAGUGCUCACCAUUCAUUGUUGUCCAUCUCGGAAAUGUCUGCUUGUUUUGUGAAGAGAUGUCACUUGUUUGAUUUAUUUAUUUUUACUUGAGGAAGCAAAUCAUAAAGGAAGAGGGUUUUGGGUUGGGGUGAGCGCCUGGGAACAUGUUCGAGUUCCCUUGUGGCUCACUAUUGGAACAUAAACUUAAGAUUAAAUUGAAGUGUUAGAUGUAACAUUCAGAAGAUAAAUUUUGCCACAUUCUUUUUACUGCAGUAGAGUAAUUUGUUCCUCAAUCUUUUAA